Molecule: messenger RNA, 727 nt
Organism: Lycium barbarum (goji berry)
Lineage: Eukaryota; Viridiplantae; Streptophyta; Magnoliopsida; Solanales; Solanaceae
Exons: 5
Coding region: 83-469 (128 amino acids)
Cellular component (GO): nucleus
Molecular function (GO): RNA binding
Source: RefSeq, a predicted model, not a curated record
CAGUUAAUUACCCCGCCGUUUCGUUUCACGGUUACUCAUUCAUAUAGUUGCAAAGGUAUUGUUGGUAAAAGGGUUGAAGAAUAUGGAAGAGGUAACAGAAGCAGUGAGCAAUUUAAACCUGGUUGAUUCUCAGAAGAAGAGUAAUCGCAUUCAAGUUUCUAAUACAAAGAAACCUCUUUUCUUCUACGUUAAUCUUUCCAAGAGGUAUAUGCAGCAGUAUAAUGAAGUGGAGCUUUCAGCUUUGGGAAUGGCAAUAUCAACAGUUGUAUCAAUUGCUGAAAUUCUAAAGAAUAAUGGGCUGGCCAUUGAAAAACAAAUCAUGACUUCUACAGUUGACGUAAAGGAAGACAUGAGAGGAAGACCUGUUCAAAAAGCCAAGAUGGAAAUCGUUCUGGGUAAGACAGUGAACUUUGAUGAGUUGAUGCUUGCUGGGCAAAAUGAUGGGAACAAUAUUCAGGAACAGAGUUGAAUGCAAAAUUCGUAGUUAAUUUUCUUGGAUUUUAUCAGUUCUAGUUUUCUAGUAGUUUAGAGGCAAAUUUACAACCAUGCAGCUGUUUUUCCACCUAUAUAUUCAUCCUUAUGUUUUUUACAGGCUUUCUUUGUCCAAAGUUCUUCCCACCUCCCUCCUUUCUUUUACUUACAAGAGACAUUUGCCUUUUCUUUUCUUUUUUUGUCUAAACUGAAUUUUACAUUGUAUAUUUUUGGGUCGUUGUGGCACCAGUUCAAA